This is a messenger RNA of Diachasma alloeum, 465 nucleotides long. RefSeq lists its product as uncharacterized. Bases 1 to 465 code for a protein of 154 amino acids. NCBI's taxonomy places the organism in Eukaryota, Metazoa, Arthropoda, Insecta, Hymenoptera, Braconidae. The record is from RefSeq and is a predicted model, not a curated record. The transcript has a single exon.
AUGUUGAUAAUCUUGAGCAAGAAGACGGACGGAGCCCCUGAACUGCGUACAGCCAUCGCCAAUCUCCUUGGAGAUGAGGCUCAAGUGCUCAGAAAAGGACCACAAGAGGAACUUGCAAUGAAGGAUCUUGACGAGAUAACAGCGAAGGCAGAAGUUCUCGAAGCCCUGCAAAGAGUAGCUGGAGAGGAGCACGAAAUAAUUCCUAAGGCUAUUAAACCUUUGCAUAUGGCAUAUGGUGGAACCCAGACCGCUUCAGUGAUUGUCGCAGCAACUGCUGCGAAAAAGAUACUGGGUGAGCAUGGCAAAAUUAAGAUCAGUUGGGUCAAUUGCCGUAUCAGAAGAAUGGAGAGACCGAUAAAGUACUUCAGGUGCUGGCACUACGGGCAUCUCACCACGAAAUACACGAGCACAGUUGACCGAUCCAAGCUCUGCAUCAAAUGCACAGCGACUGGACACAAAGCUUGA